Dipodomys ordii (Ord's kangaroo rat) is the source of this 1410-nucleotide messenger RNA. It is a transcript of the gene Mlph, whose product is annotated as melanophilin. Gene Ontology annotation, cellular component: cortical actin cytoskeleton. Gene Ontology annotation, molecular function: small GTPase binding; actin binding; myosin binding. The record is from RefSeq and is a predicted model, not a curated record. Gene Ontology annotation, biological process: intracellular protein transport. NCBI's taxonomy places the organism in Eukaryota, Metazoa, Chordata, Mammalia, Rodentia, Heteromyidae. Bases 1 to 1410 code for a protein of 469 amino acids. The transcript has 12 exons.
AUGGGGAAGAAACUGGACCUUUCCAAGCUCACGGAUGAGGAGGCAGCGCACAUCUGGGCGGUGGUUCAGCGGGACUUCGACCUCAGAAGGAGAGAAGAAGAAAGGCUGGAGGAGUUGAAGGACAAGAUCAGGAAGCAAGCCUCCAGGAGGGAGCUGCUGUCCGACACGGCGCAUCUGAACGAGAGCCUCUGUGCCCACUGCCUGCAGCCCUUCCAGCUCCUCGCCAGCGGCCGGAGGCAGUGCCAGGCCUGCGGCCUCUUCACCUGUGGGAGCUGCGGGCAGGCCCAGGCCGAGGCGCAGGGCUGGCUUUGCGGCCCCUGCCGCCUGGCGAGGGUGGUGCAGAUGGGCUCUCUGGGAUGGUACUACGAGCACGUGAGAGCCCGCUUCAAACGCUUCGGCAGCGCCAAAGUGAUCCGGUCCCUCUGCGGGCGGCGGCAGGGGCCAGGCGAGCCUGAGCCAUGUCCUGGAGAGGGAAGUGGGGACAGCGAACAGACAGACGAGGAGGGACAACUGGACAUGGAGGCCCAGGCCCCAGCUCUUGGCAGCAGAUCCCUGUCAGGAGAGCCCUGCGUGGGGGACGCCGCCUCCCAGGAGGCAGAGGUGCUGGAGGAGGUGGACUCGGGGGACCCCGGCGGACACCCGCAGCCACAGGAGCUUCUGGACAGCCUGGAACCUUCCCGGGUGGAGGCGCUUGCUGAGCCGUGCCCACCUGGAGACGCCCACAGGACAGCCCAGGGGACCGCUGGCAUGCCCGGGACUCGUGCCUCAGAGAAGGGGCGGCUCCCCUCGCGGUACCUGGCUGAUGUGGACACGUCGGAUGAAGACAGCAGCCAGGCUCACAGGGCCGCCUCCCAGAAUUCCAAGCGGAGAGACCGCUCUGCCACGGCAAGUCAGCAUCUGGCCACCGGAACACACUCGGAGGCCGACAUGGAGGAGGAGGCCCUGAGAAGGAGGCUGGAGGAACUGACCUCCAACAUCAGUGACCAGGGGAACUCCACAGAGGAAGAGGAAGAGGAAGGCCGGGAGGCGGAGGCCGGUCCAGCUGGCGUCCUGCCCAGCGCGGCCCCGGAGGUUUCAGACAUCGAGUCCCGGAUCGCAGCUCUGAGGGCUGUGGGGCUCACGGUGAAGCCCUCAGGAAAGCCCCGGAGGAAAUCCAGCCUCCCGAUCUUUCUUCCUCGAGUCGCUGGGAAACUUGGCAAGAGUCCACUGGCUCAGAAUGACCCUGCGGACGAGGUCCAGGGGGCAGCCCGGCCCCACCUCCUUCCCCGGAAGCCUGGCCCUAAAAACCCAGGCAAUGGCUCUUUUGAUCGGAAGUCCCUGUCCCGCGGCUCCCUGACCCAAAGGAACCCCAACGGGAGGAAGGAGGCCAGACAGGUCUUCGCGAAACCUGUGAUGGCCCAGCAGCCCUGA